Coregonus sp. 'balchen' is the source of this 11377-nucleotide messenger RNA. The record is from the annotation of a GenBank genome assembly. NCBI's taxonomy places the organism in Eukaryota, Metazoa, Chordata, Actinopteri, Salmoniformes, Salmonidae.
AUGGGCAACAGCCACUCAGAGCAGGAGCAACAGCCCGAGAAAAGCCUCGGGAGGGGCGACAUUGAGAAGGGAAAACCGAAAGAGACAGAAAAGACCAACACCAAGGUUUCCACCCCUUUCUCUCCCACCCCCAAGCUCUUAUCCCCUGUGCCACCCAGUCAGUUCAAGGGCAUCCCAGACUUCACUGUGAACAUGGGGCAAGCUUCUCUAUGCCCACUGCAGGCGACCCUGUCUCUAUCAAGUCUCUCCACAGAGAGCCCAAUGAGCAUGCAGGCUAUUCCUACCCCCUCCUCUCCUUCCUGGCAUACCCCUAUAAGACCCCCUCGCCCAUCCCAGUCCACAUCUUCACCAAAACCUCAUCCACAGGGCCCAUCGCAGGAGGCAGCCUGGGCCCCCAACCCACAGCCAAUACAGCAGAGACCAGCACCAGUGGCCCCCAACCCUCAGCCAAUACAGCAGAGACCAGCACCAGUGGCCCCCAACCCACAGCCAUCACAGCAGAGACCAGCACCAGUGGCCCCCAACCCACAGCCAACACAGCAGAGACCACCAGUGGCCCAACUCAGCAUUACAGCAGAUGACACACCAGGGCCCCACCACAGCCUCACACGAGACCAGCACCAGGCCCCAAACCCCAGGAUCACAGCAGAACAGCACCAGUGGCCCAACCCACAGCAUCACAGGAGACAUGCAGGAAACAGUAAAAGGCUUCCCUUAGGUCUCCUCAUAACACCAGCACCCCUAGUGGUGACACUGGCAACAACAAGGUCACAACCGGCAGCACUGAGAAUAGAAAGAGUUUACCCAUAGCACCACCCACUGCUACUACUAAACCCAUAGCACCACCACUGCUAUACUAAACCUGCACACCCUCCCCCCCCACUAACUAGCACCACCCACUGCUACUACUAAACCCAUAGCACCACCCACUGCUACUACUAAACCAUAGCACCACCCUGCUACUACUAAACCCAUAGCACCACCCACUGCUACUACUAAACCCAUAGCACCACCCACUGCUACUACUAAACCCAUAGCACCACCCACUGCUACUACUAAACCCAUAGCACCACCCACUGCUACUACUAAACCCAUAGCACCACCCACUGCUACUACUAAACCCAUAGCACACCCACUGCUACUACUAAACCCAUAGCACCACCCACUGCUACUACUAAACCCAUAGCACCACCCACUGCUACUACUAAACCCAUAGCACCACCCACUGCUACUACUAAACCCAUAGCACCACCCACUGCUACUACUAAACCCAUAGCACCACCCACUGCUACUACUAAACCCAUAGCACCACCCACUGCUACUACUAAACCCAUAGCACCACCCACUGCUACUACUAAACCCAUAGCACCACCCACUGCUACUACUAAACCCAUAGCACCACCCACUGCUACUACUAAACCAGCGAGGAGGCUUAGAGAGCCAAUUAAGGUUAGGAGACCUGACGGAACACCUAUUAGUUAUGAUGAACUGAAGGCUGGACUUCCAGAGACAGAGAAAACCAGCACCCCUAGUGGUGACACUGGCAACAGGAACAAGGGCACAACCAGCAGCACUGAGAAUAAAGACAAACCCUCUGGUUCUCUCAAAGUGCCUCCAAACUUUGUGCUCUCUAAAAAGAUUCUGAAAAAGAUUGAGCAUAGGUGAGUCCCUGGUUUGUCCUCCGUCUGUCUGUCCCUUUGUCUGUAUAUAUGUCUGUCUGUCUGUCUCUGUCUGCCUGUCUAUCUAUCUGUCUCUGUAUCUGUCUGUCUUUCAAAUCAAAUCAAAUUUUAUUUGUCACAUGCGCCGAAUACUACACGUGUAGACCUUACCGUGAAAUGCUUCCUUACAAGCCCUUAACCAACAAUGAAGUUUUAAGAAAAUAGAUUUAAGAAAAUAUUUACUAAAUAAACGAAAGUAAAAUAAAAUAAAAAGUAACACAAUAAAAUAACAAUAACAAGGCUAUAUACAGGGGGUACCGGUACCGAGUCAAUGUGAGGUCAUUUGUACAUGUAGGUAGGGGUAAAGUGACUAUGCAUAGAUAAUAAACAGCGAGUAGCAGCAGUGUAGAAAUAAGGGGUGGGGGGGGGAGUCAAUGUAAAUAGUCCAGGUAGCCAUUUGAUUAAUUGUUCAGCAGUCUUAUGGCUUGGGGGUAGAAGCUGUUGAGAAGUCUUUUGGACCUAGACUUGGCACUCCGGUACCGUUUGCCGUGCAGUAGCAGAGAGAACAGUCUAUGACUAGGGUGGCUGGAGUCUUUGACAAUUUUGGGGGGCCUUCCUCUUGUCACGAUCGUCUACCAAUGAGGAGGACCAAGGCGCAGCGUUGAAUGCGAACAUUUUAUUUUAUCAAGAUGAUCACACGAUCAAAACAACAAAAACGAAACGUGACGUCCCUGGUUACAUAAACCAACAAACACGGAACAAGAAACCACAAACACAAAGUGAAAAGACCGACAGUUAAAUAUGGCUCCCAAUCAGAGACAACCAGCUGACACUCGUUGCCUCUGAUUGGGAGUCACUCAGGCCAACAUAGAUAUACAAACAUAGACUUACACACCCUGGCUCAACAUAACAUAGUCCCCAGAGCCAGGGCGUGACAGUACCCCCCCCCAAAGGCGCGGACUCCGACCGCGCCAAACAACCACAACAGGGGAGGGACCGGGUGGGCACUCCGCCUCGGCGGCGGAUCCGGCUCCGGACAUGACCCAGGCACGGGUUGUGCUGGACUGACGAUGCGCACCCCUGGCUUGGUGCGUGGAGGAGGAACGGGCCUUACCAGGCUGACGACGCACACCGUAGGCUUGGUGCGUGGAGCAGGGACAGGCCGGACUGGGCUGACGAAGCACACCACUGACUUGGUGCGGGGAGCAGGAACGGGCCGGACCGGGCUGACGAAGCGCACCCCUGACUUGGUGCGGGGAGCAGGAAUGAGCCGGACCGGGCUGGCGACGCGCACCACUGACUUGGUGCGGGGAGCUUGGAUGGGCCGGACUGGGCUGGCGACGCGCACCACCGACUUGGUGCGGAGAGCAGGAACGGGCCGGACAGGGCUGACGAAACGCACCACAGACUUGGUGCGGGGAGCAGGAAUGGGCCGGACUGGGCUGGCGAUGCGCACCACAGACUUGGUGCGGAGAGCAGGAACGGGCCGGACAGGGCUGGUGACGCGCACCACAGACUUGGUGCGGGGAGCAGGAAUGAGCCGGACCGGGCUGACGACGCGCACCACUGACUUGGUGCGGGGAGCUUGGAUGGGCCGGACUGGGCUGGCGACGCGCACCACAGACUUGGUGGGAGUGGCAGGAACAGGCCGGCCCGUACUGGGAACACACACCACUGGCCCUACGUGGGGAUCAGGAACAGGCCGGACCGGACUGGCAACACACGCCAGUACCUCUCGCCGUGCCUCUACAACCUCCUUCCCCCUGGUGACCAGUGACUCCCGUAACCUGGCGGCCUCCUCUGCCAACCCGCUGGACCGCUCUAUCGCGGCCUCCUGCUGCACCAACGUCGUGAGCCCCCCCCUAAAAAAUUUCUGGGGGUCUCUCCUCCCCGUGGGCCAGGCCUCCAUCGUUCUCGCCAGACUCUCACCCCACUGCUCCAAAGUCCAACCUCUCUCCUCUUCUCUUGGCUUGGCCCAGUCGAGACUCCUACUCCACUGCUCCCAAGUCCAUCCUCUCUCUUCUUCACGCUGCUUGGUCCUGUUAUGGUGGUUUCUUCUGUCACGAUCGUCUACCAAUGAGGAGGACCAAGGCGCAGCGUUGAAUGCGAACAUUUUAUUUUAUCAAGAUGAUCACACGAUCAAAACAACAAAAACGAAACGUGACGUCCCUGGUUACAUAAACCAACAAACACGGAACAAGAAACCACAAACACAAAGUGAAAAGACCGACAGUUAAAUAUGGCUCCCAAUCAGAGACAACCAGCUGACACUCGUUGCCUCUGAUUGGGAGUCACUCAGGCCAACAUAGAUAUACAAACAUAGACUUACACACCCUGGCUCAACAUAACAUAGUCCCCAGAGCCAGGGCGUGACACCUCUGACACUCUGCCUGGUAUAGAUGUCCUGGAUGGCAGGAAGCUUGGCCCCAGUGAUGACCUGGGCUGUACGCACUACCCUCUGUAGCGCCUUACGAUCAGAUGCUGAGCAGUUGCCAUACCAGGCGGUGAUGCAACCGGUCAGGAUGCUCUCGAUGGUGCAGCUGUAUAACUUUUUGAGGAUCUGGGGACCCAUGCCAAAUCUUUUCAGUCUCCUGAGGGGGAAAAGGCGUUGUCGUGCCCUCUUCACAACUGUCUUGGUGUGUUUGGACCAUGAUAGUUUGUUGGUGAUGUGGACAACAAGGAACUUGAAACUAUCGACCCGCUCCACUACAGCCCCGUCGAUGUGAAUGGGGGCGUGUUGGGCCCUCCUUUUCCUGUAGUCCACGAUCAGCUCCUUUGUCUUGCUCACAUUGAGGGAGAGGUUGUUGUCCUGGCAUCACACUACCAGGUCUCUGACCUCCUCCCUAUAGGCUGUCUCAUUGUUGUCGGUGAUCAGGCCUACCACUGUUGUGUCGUCAGCAAACUUGAUGAUGGUGUUGGAGUCAUGCUUGGCCACGCAGUCGUGGGUGAACAAGGAGUAGAGGAGGGGACUGAGCACGCACCCCUGAGGGGCCCCCGUGUUGAGGAUCAGUGUGGCGGAUGUGUUGUUACCUACCCUUACCACCUGGGGGCGGCCCGUCAGGAAGUCCAGGAUCCAGUUGCAGAGGGAGGUGUUUAGUCCCAGGGUUCUUAGCUUAGUGAUGAGCUUUGUGGGCACUACGGUGUUGAACGCUGAGCUGUAUUCAAUGAACAGCAUUCUCACAUAGGUGUCCCUCCAUCUGUCUCUCUGUCUGUAUAUCUGUCUGUCUAGCUGUAUGUCUGUCCUUCUGUCUAUCUGUCUGUCUAGCUGUCUGUCUGUCCCUCUGUAUAUCUGUCUGUCUAGCUGUCUGUCUGUCCCUCUGUAUAUCUGUCUGUCUAGCUGUCUGUCUGUCCCUCUGUCUAUCUGUCUGUCUAGCUGUCUGUCUGUCUAUCUGUCUGUCUAGCUGUCUGUCUGUCCCUCUGUCUAUCUGUCUGUCUAGCUGUCUGUCUGUCCCUCUGUCUAUCUGUCUGUCUAUCUGUCUGUCUAGCUGUCUGUCUGUCCCUCUGUAUAUCUGUCUGUCUAGCUGUCUGUCUGUCCCUCUGUCUAUCUGUCUGUCUCACAGGAGGUUGGUGGAACCUUAAUCGAUCCCCGGGACCACCCAAACGUAAAAAUGUAUAUGUAUAAGCGUCUACUAAAUGGCAUAUUAUUAUUAUUAUUAUUAUUAAUUGGGGAGGACAGACUCGUGGUAAUGGUUGGAGCGGAAUCAGUGGUACGGUAUCAAAUACAUCAAACAUGGUUUCCAGGUGUUUGAUGCCAUUCCAUUUGCUCCGUUCCAGCCAUUAUUAUGAGCCGUCCUCCCCUCAGCAGCCUCCACUGGUCUGUAUGUCCCUCUGUCUAUCUAUCUGUCUGUCUGUCUGCUUGGUUUUCGAGAUUCCUAGUACAUUAUGUGAUUUGACCACGAGACUGAAGAUGGGUGGGGUAUAAAAAUCAGUGGUGGAACAAUUACCCAUCUAUCAUACUUGAGUAAAGUAAAGAUUCCUUCAUAGAAAAUGACUCAAGUAAAACUGAGACACCCAGUAAAAUACUACUUGAAUGAAAGUCUAAAAGUAUUUGGUUUUAAAUAUACUUAAGUAUCAAAAGUCAAUUGAAUUGCUAAAAUAUACUUAAGUAUCAAAAGUAAAAGUAUAAAUCAUUUCAAAUUCCUUAUAUUAAGCAAACCAGACAGCACAAUGUCCUUGUUUUUUAAAUUUACAGAUAGCCAGGGGCACACUCCAACACUCAGACAUAAUUUACAAAUGAAGCAUGUGUUUAGUGAGUCGGCCAGAUCAGAGGCAGUAGGGAUAAUCAGGGAUGUUUACAUUUACAUUUUAGUCAUUUAGCAGACGCUCUUAUCCAGAGCCACUUACAGUUAGUCAGUGCAUACAUUUUCAUACUGGCCCCCCGUUGGAAUCGAACCCACAACCCUGGCGUUGCAAACGCCAUGCUCUACCAACUGAGCUACACGGGACUCUGUGUGUGUGUGUGUGCGUGCGUGCGUGCGUGCGUGCGUGCGUGCGUGCGUGCGUGCGUGCGUGCGUGCGUGCGUGCGUGCGUGCGUGCGUGCGUGCGUGCGUGCGUGCGUGCGUGCGUGCGUGCGUGCGUGCGUGCGUGCGUGCGUGCGUGCGUGCGUGCGUGCGUGCGCACAUACAACAUUUUUGGGUGCAUUUUCCAAUUUGUUAGGUGCAUAAUCCUAACAGGGUGGAACCUAACAGGGUUGACAUUUGAUUUUGAGCCUAACUUGGCCAUAGCUCUGAGUAAGCAAGAUUGAGCUAGCAUAUUGGUGAACACUUGAACAGGAUUUUAACUUCUCUAUCAAACACAUUUUAACAUGUUUAUUCUCUAUAAUUUAGCCUAACAUGAAACAUUUACAAAUAGAUCAAACUGAGUGUUUAUAUUUAUUUAGCUUUGCACCAUAGUUUUCCCACCAAAUAUAUUAUGACACUUCCUGAAUGUGGUGUCAUUGUAGUAAGGGGUUGUUUUCUUAAAUGGAGAAUUACAACAAACUAUAAUAUAAUAUGCCAUUUAGCAGACGCUUUUAUCCAAAGCAACUUACAGUCAUGCGUGCAUACAUUUUUGUGUAUGGGUGGUCCCGGGGAUCGAACCCACUACCUUGGCGUUACAAGCGCCGUGCUCUACCAGCUGAGCUGGUCCACUAACAGGGUGGAAAGUGAUAUCAGGGACACACUGGGGACAUGGCAUAAACACCUACAAAAAGUGUUUAAAAUUCACUUUCAGGAUCCAUCUUUUGGUGUUGUUACGGUAAAGGACACCUGACGUUAUAUUUUAAACCUUUUGGAAUCCACAUUUUCACGACAUUAGAACUGAUAUUUCCUGGGGCCAGAAAAGGCAUUGCAUUGUAGGAAUGACCCAGCUAACGUUCGCUAGUUAGCAUUGUGUUGUUCUCUUGAUAAGUGUGGGAAUUGGACCAUUUUCCUGUCUUGCUAAGAAUUGAAAAUGGAACGAGUACUUUUGGGAGUCAGGGAAUAUGUAUGGAGUAAAAAGUACAUUAUUUUAUUUAGCAAUGUAAUGAAGUAAAAGUAGUCAAAAAUAUAAAUAGUAAUGUACAGAUAACCACAAAAACGACUUAAGUAGUACUUUAAAGUAUUUUUACUUAAGUACUUUAGACCCCUGAUAAAAAUGGUUUUAAUACAUAUUUUUACUACUACAUAAGUGCAUUUUUGGUGUAGUUUGUGUAUAGGGGUCAGUCAGGUUGUCAUGUUCCCCAAUCCCCUCCCUCCUCAGGAUGGAGUAUGUGAAGAAGCAGGAGAGUCUGCCUCCUGCUCCCACCCCCCUGAGGCAGGCUGCAGUCAGGGCAGCUCUGAACGGAGUGGUUCCACACCUUAAGCCUGCUCACAGAGAGGCCAAGGCCCAGAAAGGCAAGACCUCAAAGUCAGACGAUGACUUCAACACUGCUGCCCAGACAAUACAGCCAGCAUGCCAGCCACAAAACAACCCAGAGCCUGCUAGCAAACCAGACAAACCACCUGGAACUUUAGCAGCACCCGUCCCAAACAACUUCUCCUUUUCUCUGGGGACUACCACACCUUCAGCACAAACCCAGAAAGAGAAACCGUCUAAAACCCAACCUCAGGCUCAGACUAAAGCAGCCCCUGAGGCUCAGGGGGCUGGUAGCACCCCGAGUGGUGGCACCACGAGCGGCACCGGUAAACCAGCGGGAACAGGAAGCAGCAGCCGGCUCACCUUCUCUCCCUACUCUGUGUGCGGGCGUUUCCAGGCUGCCAGACUGAGGCUGAAGCAGAUGAGAGAGGACAGGUCCAGGGCUCAGCCAGCAGAGGGCAGCAGAGAGGACAGGUCCAGGGCUCAGCCAGCAGAGGGCAGCAGAGAGGACAGGUCCAGGGCUCAGCCAGCAGAGGGCAGCAGAGAGGACAGGUCCAGGGCUCAGCCAGCAGAGGGCAGCAGAGAGGACAGGUCCAGGGCUCAGCCAGCAGAGGGCAGCAGAGAGGACAGGUCCAGGGCUCAGCCAGCAGACGGCAGCAGAGAGGACAGGUCCAGGGCUCAGCCAGAAGACGGCAGCAGAGAGAACCAGCUCUCUACAGAGCUACUCAGAGCUUCACCUCGAGCUCCAGCUCAACCUCUCACACCAACACCAGCUUCAGCACCACCACGACCCCUCACACCAACACCAGCUUCAGCACCACCACGACCCCUCACACCAACACCAGCCCUAAGCCGAUAUCGAGGCCCUAUCACCACCAAGCAGGGACAGAAGCUCUCAAGAGGACAGGCAGAAGCCAGAGCCACUACAGAGAGCAAUAAACAGCCAGAGCCCAAACCCUCUACAGAGGAAGCAUCAGGAUUCACUAUGACACACUACACUGACUGGCACCUGUCCAAUGCCCAGUGGCCCAUGUUCGACGAGGCAACACAGCUGAUGGAGAGGUUUCAGAAGUACUCUAAUGAGUUCCAUUAUCCUGAUGGCUUCUCUACGUUCAGCAUGUCUACAACACUGGGCAGCAAGGUGACGCUGAGGGAGGUGGAUGAUCCUACAGAGGUAGACACAGCCUUCGAGGAGUGGUACAGUGGCAUGAACCCCUUCACACCUAAAACUACUAACCCCUCCACAGCUACUACUACUACUAACCCAUCCACAGCUACUACUGCUGCCAUACCCACUACCCAGUUACUACAAGCCUCAGACCACAAACCCCCUGCAGACCCCACAGCACCUAAAGUGUCCAACCCCCCAGCCUCUCCACCCAGGUCCAGGAAGAAACAGAAACAAGCAGUGUCUCAGUCCAAGAAUAAAGAGGAGGAAAUGGAGGAUAUCCCACCAGCCUCUCCUCUGUCUCCCAACUGCCCUCCCCGCCCAUCAGGCCGCUGGCACCCGUUCAUGGUGGACAAAUUCUGCUCGCGUCAUGCCCGCUGCCAGCACCGUGCCACUAAUUCAGCGCUGCCACCCAACGUCACCAAGUGGUGAGUCACACCAACACACUCCAACCUAGCUAACUCAUCCCCCGUGAGUGAAGUUUGAUAUAACACUAUCGAUAUGAAUGUGUCAAGCUAUGGUACCAGGUCAUGUAGGAAAGAAAAUAUCCUGUUCCAUUCCUAUACUAGCUUGAUCAUUUCUAGUCCCCCAGUGAAGAAAGUCAACCCGUCUCUUCUCUGUCUUCCUCUCCCAUCAGGUUGAACGUGAGCAGGAACUACCUGUGCGAGCCUCCCUGGGUCACCACGGCAACCCUAGCCACCUCCCUAGCGCUGCGAGAGCGAGGAGAGACGCACCAGUGACAACACAUGCUCAUUCACCAAUACUGGAGUCACACUAGCUAUGUGUUUAGGAAAUAUUUAUACUACAUGAAACUGAUCUUCAAAAUAAAGCAUGGAUUAAAUAAUCUAAUUGAGUAAUAUAGUAAUGUUAAAUUACCUGUUAAAGUACACUUCAAAUUAUAAAGUAGACCACAAGUCAGAAAAAGAUUUUAAUAUUUUAAAUGUCAAAAUGUUGAUAAUCUUACAGAAACAAACAUUUGUAUUUUCCAGAUCAAUUAGAUUACAAACCAUUGAGGGGGAGGGGGGGGGGGGCAAGAAAUUAAACCAAACAUUUAACAAAUACUUUUACAGCAAUUCUUUGUCAGUUGCUAGGAGACGAGGCCAGGGCAUUGAAAUAGACUUCUGUGAGCACUAGAGUAAAAAAAAAAAAAUACCUCAGAGGACAAGGAUAACCCAAAUACCAGGUGUAAUGCAGGAUGUCAACCAUUUAGAGACAUGGAAGACUCACUAUAUGGCCACUGUUUUGCAGCACACUAUGCAUUAGUAAAUGGACAGGGAAAAUCUCAAAUUACACCCUAUUCCCCUAGACACAAACUCUCCAAACGUUCACAUCAAGUUCCUCAAUGCAGUUAGGGUAAAUGGAAACUUGGCCAUUAGAAUGUGCCAACACUUCAAUCUUUAAACUCAGGGUAAUUCCCAAAGGUGGACAAAGCUGUCAGGAGCCACGGAACAGACUGGCCUUAGUUGUGAAGUGAUGCCACAACUUUAUUUCAGUACAUUACUCCGAUGUGUAAACAUACGGUCAGACUAGAGGAUGUAGAAACACUCAUGCCCAGUCUCUUAUCAGAGCCGUGAGAAGCAGGGGGAGUGGAAGAGAACAAAAGUGUUGGAAAAUCUACCAGUCUGACAAUCUGUAUGUCUGCAUGUGUCUGGGUCUGGGUCUAAGGUGUCAGAUGAAUAUAGCGAGCGUCUGCAGUAUGAUGCUCUCUCUAAACAAUCAUCUCCAGCUGCCGAGCGUAUUCGAUGACCUGCGUAGCCAGCUCAGUGGAGGGGAUGUUGACUUCCUCUGUCCUCUGCUGUUGGCUGCUGAACGAGUAGUAGUCGUCUGGGCUCUGGGUCCAGCCCCGCUGCAAAACACACACAACUUUAAUAUAUGAUGAGGCUCUGGGUCCAGCCCCGCUGGACUAAACUCAAGUUCUACGGAUCUCCCAUUCUCUCAAAUCCAGGGGCAUGAUCAGUUAGCCCGGUCCCAGAUCUGUUUGUGCUGUAAAGCCGACUCUUAUGUCAAGCACAAACAGAUCUUGGACCAGGCUAGUGUUCAGUAGGGCACACAACAGAGUAGAACGGACAUGAACUAACCUUCUUGGCAUACUCUGUCAUGUUGUUCGGGGAGGAGAAGAAGAGCACUCUGGUAGCUUCGUUGAACUGGAUCUGUUCAUACGCCUUCUCUAUGCACCCAGCAAUCUCAUCACUGGAAACAAGACGGAUAACAAAUCACACCAUGCCAUCGCUGGACCACAAGGACGACUCACCGAAUCCAUGCAUCUGCCAUUUCCAGGCAAUAUGAAUUCAUCCCAUGUCAGAAGUCAUGCUGUCUCUUACCGGAUGGUGUCUAGCAGAAUGUCUAUGAAGAAGGUGUAGCUCUCAGCAGGGAUGUUCCCUUUGGCCAGAAACACCUUGUUGUAGCUCCCCUCCAUCAGGUACUGACAGGAAAAACAGACAUUAUACAAGCCAGUUCUACACAUGGGAAGUUACAUGGCUCCACAAAGAUAAAACUGAGAAGAGAUGAGAACCAGCGAAGAAGUUCCUGUUGAAAAUAGUAAAAGUAAGAAGUCAACGAAGGGAGAUGAGGCACACGUCUGAAGCGGCGGCAGUCACCUGCUCUAGGGAGACGGGGUGUCGGAUGUAUACGUUGGUCUGGAUGUCUUUAGCAGUCAGCCUCUCCAGCUCCGUGUGGAACUCUGACACACGGUUCUGGGACAGCAGGAAGAGCAGGUUCAGACCCAGCAGCUGGUGC